This is a messenger RNA of Suillus bovinus, 826 nucleotides long. RefSeq lists its product as uncharacterized. The coding region runs from base 152 to 652 and encodes 166 amino acids. NCBI's taxonomy places the organism in Eukaryota, Fungi, Basidiomycota, Agaricomycetes, Boletales, Suillaceae. The transcript is spliced from 3 exons. The record is from RefSeq and is a predicted model, not a curated record.
CUUCGACAGCAAUACGCCUAUGGCAGACUUACUGAACAUGGUGGAUGAUGAAGCUGACAACAUGUCACUUCACUUCAACGAGGAGGUGCGUGCAUUAUGGGGACGGAUAAUAUUUUCGGCUCAAUGUUUCCUGUAGGACUGGGAGCUCGCCAUGUUUUUCUAUGGAAAGUUCAUCCACGACAGAGAAACUCCAAAAGAGAUCUCAGAAGCUGAGCUUCUGCAAGCGUUGGAGGAAUAUUUGGCAGCUCAUCCGCCCAAUGAGGCCAGUUCUGGUGCAGAGGACCACCCCGAACCCUCCCAAGACGAUUCCACGGAGAUUGGCGCCCCAGAUAGUAUGCAAAAAUGUCACUGGAUGGAUGAGACCACACAUCGAAAGUGCUCUGAGCUCGUACCAGCAGGUCUUCGAUCGAUGCUCUCGCAUCUGAAUACGGUGCAUAAUGUUAAUGGUUCAGAGAAAACUAAAAUGGAGUGCAGGUGGGCUGUACUCCGCUCAGGCUACGAAUCCCCAUGCGGGGGAGAAUCCCAGCGUCGCAAUAUGCCUCGCCAUAUAGCCAAGCAUCUGGGGUUGCGCUGGCCAUGUGGGCAAUGCGACAAAGUCUUUGCCCGCUCAGAUCUUUUGAGGGAGCAUGAACAUAGUCAUCACUCGGUCUGAAACGCUAGUGCAGCAAAUGCUAAAUUGCACAGCUGGCGCGGGUUUUUAUCAUGUACGAAGCGCAUUGCCCCUAUAGCACACAUGUAAUGAGUGAAGCCAUUACCCAUAUGUAGUAACCAACGUAACGUUCUUCGUCGCUUGAAUUUAAUGACCCAAGCUACUUGUGAUUCCAAC